AUGAACUACCGUGCUGGAAUAACCAAGAAGCUCGAAAAACCAAAAAUUCCAACGACUUUGCAAAUUUUUUCAAUAUUAUAUGAUACAGUCGAACUAUUUUUGGAGUUGAUACUUUCAUUUCCAAUAUAUAUAUUGACUAAACUUGGAAUAACAAAUAUAAUUCCAACUUUACUUGCAGCAAAUGUUGUAUUAGGUCCUGUUUUUGUUGCUGCUACAGUUACCACGGUCGCAUGUUCUACUGGUAUUGGCUUAGGCGUUGGACUUGGUGUGGGUUUAACUUGUUCCCAUAAUAAUACGCUUAUGAACAAUACGAAUACAACAGAUAUUAUGAACAUAACGAAUAAUACGAACAUGACAUAUCUUAUGUAUCGGGUGGCAACACUUUAA
Adineta steineri is the source of this 387-nucleotide messenger RNA. The record is from the annotation of a GenBank genome assembly. Lineage: Eukaryota; Metazoa; Rotifera; Eurotatoria; Adinetida; Adinetidae.